Rhizophagus irregularis DAOM 181602=DAOM 197198 is the source of this 1707-nucleotide messenger RNA. RefSeq lists its product as uncharacterized. Gene Ontology annotation, molecular function: pre-mRNA 3'-splice site binding. Lineage: Eukaryota; Fungi; Glomeromycota; Glomeromycetes; Glomerales; Glomeraceae. Gene Ontology annotation, cellular component: spliceosomal complex. Gene Ontology annotation, biological process: mRNA splicing, via spliceosome. The record is from RefSeq and is a predicted model, not a curated record.
AUGUCUUCAAUUUCUUUUACUUCAAGUAAUAAACUUAGUCGUGAAGAUUAUCGCCGUCAAAAAGAUCUUGAAGCCGCAAGAAAAGCUGGUACAGCUCCUGCAGAACAGGAUGAAGAAGGAAAAGACAUUAAUCCUCAUAUACCACAAUAUAUUGCAAAAGCACCAUGGUAUCUUGAUACGGGUCGGCCUUCUUUAAAGCAUCAAAGAGUUCAAGAAAAGGAAGAGCAAAUAAUAAAUGAUAAAUGGUAUGCUCGUGGAAUUCGUGCUGGACCUGCAGCUACUAAAUUUCGUAAAGGAGCUUGUGAAAAUUGUGGUGCAAUGACACACAAAACAAAAGAUUGUAUGGAUAGACCAAGGAAAACUGGUGCGAAAUGGAGUGGUAAAGAUAUAAAAGCUGAUGAAAUCAUCCAAGAAAUUGAAUUAGAUUAUGAUUCCAAAAGAGAUCGGUGGAAUGGUUAUGACCCUUCAGAGCAUGCUAAAAUUUAUGAUGAAUAUGAAAAGAUUGAAGAAGCUCGUCGCAAAAUGAAAGCUAGCGAGCUUGAUAAGCAAAGUACUACAGAAUUAGUAAAGAAAACUGGUGAACGAACUGCUGGAGAAUUUUCUAGUGAAGAUGAAGAGGAUGAUGAAGAUAAAUACGCCGAAAGAUCGGAUAUGCCGGGUCAAAAAGUUAAUACAAAAACAAGAACGACUAUCAGAAAUUUGAGAAUUCGUGAGGAUACUGCUAAAUAUUUAAGAAAUUUGGAUAUUGAUUCCGCAUAUUACGAUCCCAAAACUCGUUCCAUGCGUGAUAAUCCUAAUAAAGAAGUGGAUGAGAGUGAAGCAUAUUACACAGGGGACAACUUUGUUAGGUAUACGGGAGAUGCCCCUAAAAUGGCCAAUCUUCAACUCUUUGCUUGGCAGGCAUACGAUAAAGGUACAGAUGUACAUUUACAAGCCAAUCCUACUCAAGGUGAACUUUUACACCGUGAAUAUCUUCAGAAAAAGGAUAAACUCAAAGACACAAGCAAAGAUUCAAUAUUGGCCAAAUAUGGUGGUGAAGAACAUUUGGAUGCUCCUCCCAAAGAGUUACUCUUGGCCCAAACAGAGUCGUACGUAGAAUAUUCGAGGACUGGUAGAGUGAUAAAAGGUCAAGAGAGAGCCAAGGCCAAGUCUAAAUAUGAAGAAGAUGUGUACAUAAAUAACCACGUUUCAGUUUGGGGAUCAUAUUGGGCUGAUGGACAGUGGGGAUACAAGUGUUGUCAUUCUUUUAUCAAAAAUUCGUAUUGUACUGGUUUAAUUGUCAUUGAAGUAAUAAAUUCGUCAAAUCCAUUGGCGAGUUCUAGCAUAAUAUCAACCGGUAAUGAAGAGUUAUCGUCAGCAAAGAAAACUCUUGUUGAAUUGCACAAUGAAAAUAUGAAAAAAUCUAAAUCCAAGAACAUGGAUGAAGAUGUUAAUAAACAUCUUAAACGUAAGGAUCUUGGAGAAGGAGAAAUUAAAUUAGAUUCAAAGAAGCUAAAGAAAGCGCUAGAAAAUGAAGAAAACCGUUAUAAAUUAAAAAAUAAUGAAGUAGAAAUUGAUGAUCGAAAACGUCCAUAUAAUAGUGCAUAUAUGGGCAAAAAUAAUUCUAUGGAGGCUGAAGUUACUGAAGAAGACUUGGAAGCGUAUAGGCUUAAAAAACAAUCGCAUGAGGAUCCUAUGGCGAAUUAUGUUGAUGAAGAUGAUUUAUAA